AUGAAUAUCUUAACUUUAAUCAAAAAAGAGUUACCUGAUGAAAAACUCUAUUUAUUCAUCAAUCGUUUUAUUUUUACGUUUCUUUUUCUUUUCGUUGGUUUACCAUUAUGGUAUUCUACAACAACUACUUAUCGUGCACCAUUACCAUAUUCUCGUAUAACAACUCUUGCUUCAACAUCGUCGGAGGAUGUAACUGUAACAAAUUUAACAUCAUUUCAAGCGGCUUCAUCUUAUGAAAUAUCGUUUUAUUUAGUUAAUAAUAAUGAUGAAAAUUAUAGUUUAAAUAAAACUGAAUAUGAAGAAAUAAUAGCAUCAACAAUUGCUCCUUAUUUAAUCAAUACAUAUUCGAAAUAUAUUGAUUUUGAUAUAUCAACAGAAAUUAUUUCGAAUACACGUGGAAUAUUACCAAGUGAAACAAUUCAUAGUUUAGAAAAACGACAAAUACCAUUUUUUAUUAAUAAACUUGAAUAUUUAUUACAUCGUUCAACAAAACAUUAUCGUGAAAAAAUAUUUUUUAUUUUAUUUAUUCCUGAUGAAAAACAAACACCAUUAACAAUUGAAAAUAAUCCACAAAAUUCAAUUAUUGUACCUAAAUGGGGUAGUGUUAUAUUUUAUAAUAAAUAUAAUUCUCAAGAUAAUUUAAAUGUAGUAAUGAAACAAUUUCUUAAUCAUUUCAAUCAAUUAUUAGGUAUUGAAACAAUUGAUCAAUGGAUUUCAUUACGUACAAUUGAAAAUUAUAAUAAUGGACGACAAACAUUAUUAACAUUAUCUCAAUUACUUCUUUCAAUUCCUAAUAUUGUUAUUGAUGAUAUUAUGGCGAAAAAAAUACAUAAUUCAGUUGAUUUAUUAGAACAAUGUCAAGAAAAUAAACAACAUAAUAUUUGUCAACAAGGACGUUUACUUGCUGAUCAAGUCUUUUUUGAUCCAUCAUUACUUAAAUUACUUUACUUUCCAGAUGAUCAAAAAUUUGCUAUAUAUGUACCAUUAUAUUUACCUAUGGGCGCACCAUUAGCUUGGACAUUAUUUAAUGAUAUUAAAUUUUUGAUAGAUAUUAUAAAACGCAAUCGCUAA
Messenger RNA from Adineta steineri, 1071 nucleotides. Lineage: Eukaryota; Metazoa; Rotifera; Eurotatoria; Adinetida; Adinetidae. The record is from the annotation of a GenBank genome assembly.